CCUGGUUCCCAACUCAGCCACCAGAUUCCGCAGGACAGAGCAGGCCCCAAACUUGUCCCUCUCCACUCUGCCUACUCAUCCCCCACUAUGUUUCUUGUUCUUGUAGCCACUGAGGAAUUAAAGGAAUUCUUUGCCAAGGCGCGGGCUGGCUCCAUUCGGCUCAUCAAAGUUGUCAUUGAGGACGAGCAGCUCGUGCUGGGUGCCUCUCAAGAGCCAGUGGGUCGCUGGGACCAGGACUACGACAGGGCUGUGCUUCCACUGCUGGAUUCCCAGCAGCCCUGCUACCUGCUCUUCCGCCUCGACUCACAGAAUGCUCAGGGAUUCGAAUGGCUCUUUCUUGCCUGGUCACCUGAUAAUUCUCCGGUGCGGCUGAAGAUGCUCUACGCAGCGACACGGGCCACAGUGAAGAAGGAGUUUGGGGGUGGCCACAUCAAGGAUGAACUCUUUGGAACAGUGAAGGAUGACCUCUCCUUUGCUGGGUACCAGAAACACCUAUCAUCCUGUGCUGCACCUGCUCCACUGACCUCAGCUGAGAGAGAGCUCCAGCAGAUCCGUAUCAACGAGGUGAAGACAGAGAUCAGUGUGGAAAGCAAGCACCAGACUCUGCAGGGCCUCGCCUUCCCCCUGCAGCCUGAGGCCCAGCGGGCACUUCAGCAUCUCAAGCAGAAGAUGAUCAACUACAUCCAGCUGAAGCUGGACCUGGAACGGGAGACCAUCGAGCUGGUACACACAGAGCCCACAGAUGUGGCCCAGCUACCCUCACGAGUGCCCCGAGAUGCUGCCCGCUACCACUUCUUCCUCUAUAAGCAUACCCAUGAGGGGGACCACCUUGAGUCUGUGGUGUUCAUCUACUCCAUGCCGGGGUAUAAGUGCAGCAUCAAAGAGCGCAUGCUGUACUCCAGCUGCAAAAGCCGCCUCCUUGACUCUGUCGAGCAGGACUUCCAGCUGGAGAUCGCCAAGAAGGGUCCCUGCCCCAGGGCCCUGCACCCUCUGUCUCUCUUGGUGCAGGCUGCAAUGCUGGCUGUGGCCUUGGCCCUGGGUGCUCUGCCUGCCUUCCUGCCCUGCGAGUUCCAGCAGGGUAGUCUGGUGGACUGCAACUGGCUGUUCCUGAAGUCCGUGCCCCACUUCUCUGCAGCAGCACCCCGUGGUAAUGUCACCAGCCUUUCCUUGAUCUCCAACCGCAUUCACCACCUCCAUAACUUUGACUUUGUCCACCUGCCUAACCUGCGGCGUCUCAACCUCAAGUGGAAUUGCCCCCCGAUCAGCUUCAGCCCCAUGCACUUUCCCUGCCACAUGACCAUCGAGCCCCAAACCUUCCUGCAUGCGACCAAACUGGAAGACCUGAACCUGAGCUACAACAGCAUCACCACUGUGCCCGCCCUGCCCAAAUCCCUAGUAAACCUGACCCUGAGCCACACCAACAUUCUGGCACUAGACCAUACUAGCUUUGCUGGCCUGCAUGCCCUGCGCUUUCUAUACAUGGAUGGCAACUGCUACUACAGUAACCCAUGCAGCGGAGCAGUGGAGGUGGCUCCAGAUGCAUUUCUUAGCCUGCGCAAACUCACCCACCUGUCGCUUAAGUAUGACAAUCUCACAGCAGUCCCCCRCAACCUGCCUCCCAGUCUGGAGUACCUGUUUCUAUCCUACAACCACAUUGUCAAACUGACAAGUGAGGACCUGGACAAUCUGACUGCCCUUAGAGUGCUUGAUGUAGGCGGGAACUGCCGUCGCUGUGACCAUGCCCGCAACCCCUGUGUGGAGUGCCCUAACGUCUCUCUCCAACUGGAUCCUGACACCUUCAGCAAACUAAGUCAUCUUGAAGGCUUGGUGUUGAAGGACAGUUCUCUCUAUACACUUGAUAGCUCAUUGUUCCAAGGUCUCAGAAACCUCACUGUGUUAGACCUGAGUGAAAACUUUCUCUACGAAUGCAUCACCAAUACCUCGGCCUUCCGGAACCUGACACAGUUGAGCAAGCUCAACCUGUCCUUCAAUUACCGCAAGAGGGUGUCCUUUGCCCACCUGCAUCUGGAAGACUCCUUUAAGAACCUGAUCUCACUGCAGGAGCUGAACAUGAACGGCAUCUUCUUCCGAUCACUCAAUGAGAACACGCUUAAGCCGCUGACCCAUCUGCCCCUUCUCCACACACUGCAUCUACAAACGAACUUCAUCAACCAGGCCCAGCUCAGCAUCUUCGGGGCCUUCCCUGGCCUGCACUUUGUCGAUCUUUCAAACAACCGCAUUAGUGGAGCUUCAAAGCUGACAAUCACCACUGGGGAGGCAAAUGAUUGGAAGCAAGUCCAAAUGUGGUCUAGGGAUCUYGCUCCAGCCCCACUGGACAGCUCCAGCUCUGAAGAUUUCAUGCCUAGUUGCAGGUCCCUCAAAUUCAUUUUGGACCUGUCUAGGAACGACCUGUUGACAAUCCAGCCAGAGAUGUUUUCCAACCUCUCACACCUCCAGUGCCUCAGCCUGAGCCACAAUAACAUUGACCAGGCAGUCAAUGGCUCAGAGUUCCGGCUGCUGACUAGUCUUCAGGUGCUGGAUCUUUCCCAUAACAAAGUGGACCUGUACCAUGGGCGCUCGUUCACAGAGCUGCCGAACCUGAAGGCUCUGGAUCUCAGCUACAAUAGCCAGGCCUUCAGCAUGCAGGGUGUAGGCCACAACCUUAGCUUUGUGGCCCAGCUGCACACCCUGCAAUUCCUCAGCCUGGCACACAAUAACAUCCACAGUCGUGUGUCACAGAAGCUCAGCAGCACCUCACUGCAGGCCCUGGACUUCAGUGGCAAUGCUGUGAGCCAUAUGUGGGGUGAGGGAGACCUCUAUCUCCACUUCUUCCAAGGUCUGAGAGGCUUGCUUCGGCUGGACCUGUCCCAGAAUCUCCUGCAUACCCUCUUGCCCCGCUACCUGGACAACCUCCCCAAGACUCUGCAGCUGCUGCGUCUCAGUCACAAUUAUCUGGCCUUCUUCAACUGGAGCUGCCUGGCCCUCCUGCCCAAUCUGAAAGCCCUGGACCUGGCAGGAAACCAGCUGAAGGCCCUGAGCAAUGGCAGCCUGCCCAAUGGAACACAGCUCCAGAGGCUAGACCUCAGCAGCAACAGGAUAAGCUCUGUGGACCCAGGCUUCUUUGCCCUGGCAGUGGAGCUGAAAGAGGUCAACCUCAGCCACAAUGCCCUCAAGACGAUUGAGUCUUCCUGGUUUGGGCCACUGACCUAUUCCCUGAAAACAUUCGAUGUGAGUGCCAACCCUUUGCACUGCGCCUGUGGGGCGGCCUUCGUGGACUUCCUGCUGGAGGUACAGAACGCUGUGCCAGGUCUGCCCAACCUUGUGAAGUGUGGCAGCCCGGGACAGCUGCAGGGAAAGAGCAUCUUCGCGCAGGACCUGCGCCUCUGUUUGGAUGAGAGGCUCUCCUGGACUUGCUUCGGCUUCUCGCUGCUGGCUGUGGCUCUGGGUCUGACUGUGCCUGUGCUACAGCACCUCUGUGGCUGGGACCUCUGGUACUGCUUCCACCUGGGCCUGGCCUGGCUUCCCCUGCGGCGCGGCACCCGCGCCCUGCCCUACGAUGCCUUCGUGGUCUUCGACAAGGCGCAGAGCGCGGUGGCUGACUGGGUGUACCAUGAGCUGCGGGUGAGGCUAGAGGAGCGUCGCGGACGCCGCGCGCUCCGUCUUUGCCUGGAGGAGCGGGAUUGGCUGCCGGGCAAAUCACUCUUCGAGAACCUGUGGGCCUCGGUCUAUGGCAGCCGAAAGACUCUCUUUGUGCUGGACCACACGGAUCGGGUCAGUGGCCUCUUGCGCACCAGCUUCCUGCUAGCCCAGCAGCGCCUGCUGGAGGACCGCAAGGAUGUCGUGGUGUUGGUGAUCCUGCGCCCGGACGCCCGCCGCUCCCGCUACGUGCGGCUGCGCCAGCGCCUCUGCCGCCAGAGCGUCCUCUUUUGGCCCCACCAGCCCAGUGGUCAGGGCAGCUUCUGGGCUCAGUUGAGCACGGCUCUGACCAGGGACAACCGCCAUUUCUAUAACCGGAAUUUCUGCCAGGGACCCACUGCCGAAUAGCGUGGAGCUUCAGUG
Messenger RNA from Urocitellus parryii (Arctic ground squirrel), 4059 nucleotides. The record is from RefSeq and is a predicted model, not a curated record. Lineage: Eukaryota; Metazoa; Chordata; Mammalia; Rodentia; Sciuridae.